This is a messenger RNA of Alligator sinensis (Chinese alligator), 938 nucleotides long. RefSeq names its product protein FAM107B-like. The coding region runs from base 1 to 429 and encodes 142 amino acids. The record is from RefSeq and is a predicted model, not a curated record. The transcript is spliced from 4 exons. NCBI's taxonomy places the organism in Eukaryota, Metazoa, Chordata, Crocodylia, Alligatoridae.
AUGGUGUUUUCCCUGCCAGAGGCUGGCAGACAGGGCUUUGAACCUGGCACUUACCGGACAGUCAGUGGCACCAGUGGCCUCAUUGAGCCAAAGAAGCUGCCAAACCCAGUCAAGGAGUCCAAGAACCAUCGGGACCUCCAUCGGGAGCUGUUGUUCAGCCACAAGAGAGGGCUGUUGCCAGAACACAAACCUGAGCUCCAGAAGGCUUUGGAAACCAGGAGAUUAAAACAGCUGAAGCAGAAGGAAGAGUCUCAGAGGCCCCUGACAGAUCUGGAGAAAGAGCUGAGGAAACGGCACCAGAAGCUUGAGGAGUAUGAGCAAGAGCUGGCCCUGAAGCAGGACCAGGAGAGCAGACCUGAGUUCAUCCUUGUCAAGGAGAGCCUGAAGAAGAUCAAGCUGUCUGCAGAAACAGGCAUGAGGCAGACGUAAGGGACAGGCGGCAAAGCCAGCUCCAGGGAGGCUCCUUUGCAGAAUGCCAGGCAGAAGCAUUCUGUGCAAGGCAAGUGCAUUUUCAGUGAGUGCCCUUCACAGACCCUGUUGGCUUGCGUCUGCCCUGGUGGCUAGGGAAGCACCGCUCACGUCAGGCAGGACCACGGUGGGAGAAUGAGGUGCUCAGCAAGAGCCAUCACUUCCUGGAGGCUUCCAGUGAAAGACUCUCCAGCCAGGAUUCUAGCCCAGACUCUAUGGGAUGGGAGAUGGCAAAUCUGCCCAGGCUGCUGUGGGCUGGAUGGACAUGUAUUAUAAACAGUUACUGUGCAACCAGGUAAUUUUAAGAAGCCUUAUAUUUGGCAAGGGAUCCUGAUAUUUGCCCUCUCUUGCUUCUUCCCCCUCAGCCCUCUCCCACACACACAUGCACAUUUACUCUCUGUUAUAGGUAUAUGUGUACUUAUCUUAGUCUUCUCCCUUCCUUCUGUUUUGCUAACAGCUACAAUGGCUCU